GGCUUUCGGUGUCGGUGUGCGCGCCUAGACCUCCUAAGAACACUAAAUCCCUUCUCGGAUCGUCGCGGCUUGUCCAACUAAGUCCGGGCAAAUAAUAAUAAGUUUUUAGGAGAAUUAACUUUUCGGUAUUAAGGAUUUAAGCAAUAAAGUUUGAUGAAGAGGAGCAGCAGCCGACACGGCAAUACGGUAGACUUUCGGUGCGGAGCGGAUUCUGUUGACACACGGGCGGUCAGCUCUUGAAGCAAAAAUAAAAAGUACACACCAAAAGAGAAACCAGACAGCGGGAAACUAAAGAGGCGGUGUGAUUUUCACGCACUAAAUCCCGGAUUUUCGGGGGCCUGUCGCCGCCGCUCAAACGUUUGUGUCCAGUUGUUGGCGCAGUCUUUGAACAGUAUAAACAAGCGCAAAAAAGUGGUGUUGUGAAUCAUAAGACAAGUGUGCGUGUGUGUGACUGUGUGGGGCUAUUCAUUGUGCACAUUGCUUCCGAUCUCUCACGCGAAAAUCCUGCAGCGAUGAAUUGGGCUUAAGUGAUUAAGAAUUUUUCAAAACAUACGAUUAAACUUUGCGAGAGAGUGUUCCGCCUGCUUACGGUGUGGGGAUGUUGAGAGUUUUUUCCCUGCUCUCGAAGUGAUUAUGACAGUGGCUUGAAGUAUCAUUAACUGGGCAAAGUGUGGGCGAUUGUCGUUAAUUUGAAUAAGAGUGUUUGGUUUACUCGCCAAUAAUUGUCCAAGUGCCUAUCGCUGUGUAACACUAACUCUGAUCGAUGAGAUAACUGAGUUUGGAUAUUGCUUCUGUUGCUUUCGGCAACUUUAUUAACAUAAAGUGAACGGAAGAUUUGUUAAGUGACUUAAGUGAUUGUUGUGAACUGUGGUGACGAUACUAGCGGCGGUGGCUGCGAUUUUGGAGUAUCUGGACAAGUGAGAAGAUUCACCGAAGCACUGACAGGAACAGCAGCACGUGGUUGGAAGCGCGCAAGCAGUGUUGAUUGGGGGAUUUCAGGGGAGAUCCUCGAGGCGUGUCGGCAAACGGUAUUCGCUGGUGAAGCAGCGAAACUUUUUGGGAACCCCGGUAAUAGAAAACAGUCAAAACGAUUUAUCUCCGGCCGUACAAGGACAUCUUCCCGGGCGGUGGCCAUAACCAGUUAAGCUCGUUAUAUCCACAGUCCGUGAUGGAGCGCGGUGGCGGUGGAGCCGGGAACGGCAACGGCGGACUUGACUCGAUGGCCGACGCCAGCGGGUUAUGUCUGCAGGAUCUAGUCGGGAACGGAGGCGGUGGAGGAGGGGGCGGAGGUGGUGGUAAUAACGGAACCAAUGGUUCCGCAGACCAUCAUCUGCACCACAACCAUAACAGCCACAACCACCACGGCUCGCUGCACGAUUCCGUGUCCGCCGGUGGGGUCAGCGUGAGUUCGGCGCUGACCAGUCUUAUGAGUCCGGGCAUUAACAGCGGACUCGGUCAUCUACACCACGGAACACCGGAUCUCGGGGGACACCAUCACCAUCACCAGCAUCCGUCGUCGGUGCUGCACGAGCCGCUGGAGAAGCUGAAAUUGUGGGCCGAGACUGGCGACUUCCGGGAUAACAGUCACAGUGCAAUGUCAGCCGUUACCAGCAUUGACCACACGCAGAUGGGCUUCCAGUCCUCGACGACGCGGAAUCGGAGCAGCCGGGACCGGAAGAACGACGUCACACGUGUCGAUCCGACCUCGGUGAAGACGGAAAACAUCAGCAGUGGGAUGUCUCACGAGGACAACAACGGAAGCGCACCCGGGACGACGAUAGCGGCCGAUGGCAGUGGCACCGGUGCCGAUCAGGGCACCAAGAACGACAAAAAGAACAAACGGCAGCGCCGCCAGCGGACACAUUUCACCUCCCAGCAACUGCACGAACUGGAGCAAACUUUCAGCCGGAAUCGCUACCCGGAUAUGUCAACCCGGGAGGAGAUCGCCAUGUGGACGAACCUGACCGAGGCCCGCGUUAGGGUGUGGUUCAAGAACCGUCGGGCAAAAUGGCGCAAGCGGGAGCGCAACCAGAUGAACGCGAUAGCGGCGGCUGACUUCAAGAACGGUUUCGGACCCCAGUUCGUGCAGCCGUUCGCCGAUACGGACAGUUUGUAUUCGUCGUACUCGUACAACAACUGGGCCAAAGUGCCCUCGCCGCUGGGGGCGAAAACCUUCCCCUGGACGGUGAAUCCCCUCGGAACGUCGAUAGUGUCGACGAACCAUCACCAGAACUCCAUCAACUGCUUCAACACAUCCGCCUCGUCGGUGGCGGCCGGAAUGGGCACCGGAACGAUGCUCCCCGGCAGUAUGGGUACCAGCCUGGGAGGAACUACCGGCGGGACGGGAGUUUCGCCAACGCCUUGUCCCUACUCGACUCCAACCAAUCCGUACAGCAUGUACCACCAUCGGGCCACGGCGGAACCCUGCACGGCGAUGACCUCCAGUAUUGCAACGUUGAGAUUGAAGGCGAAGCAGCACACUUCCGGCUUCUCCAGCCCGUACUCGGCCCCGUCGCCCGUGUCCCGAUCCAACUCGGCUGGCCUGUCGGCAUGUCAGUACGCCGGGGUCACGGACACCGUCUGAGAAAACGCUCUGGGCAGCAUGCUGUCCCACUCGUCAUCGCUUGCCGCGUACAACACCAGCAUCAGCAACGCCAUCCACGCCGUCAACAACGGGGCGGUGGACAAGGGUAACCCGGCUGGCGCGGCUGGCCUCGACGAUGACGACCUGAUGGUACCGGACGACGACGAAGAAGACCACCAUCGGCGGAACAAUGUCGACGAGCUGCACGAUUGAAUGUGCGAUACCUUGCGAGUGUAGAUUAACGCAGGCAGCGGUUGAGGGCAACUUAUCUUAUCCCCACACCGUCACACGACUCAUUUUGGGCCGGCUACAGUAAAUAAUAUUUGACGGCGGCAACGCUCCAAACUUCAAAGCGCGACUCGCAACCACCCCGAAUACGGUGUGUGUAAACACUGCUGAUACGCGCGUCCUCUUGGGCGGUGCGGAAUCAAAGCGAACGGACCUUAUCUGACAGGGGCGACGAGAAAAGGAUUAACUCGAGUUUGGUGGUUUGAAAUUGGGUGCGAACCUAUUGAAUAUUGGACUGACUAACCAUUUUGGCAGAUAAAUAAUCCAUUCAACAACGUUGAACGUUGUUUGCAAAUUUAAGUAUACGAUUCAGACUUUUCAAGAAUUCCCCGAUCCAAAACGUUAUCUCUCUGGAAUUGUGAUAGAAGCAAACUGCUGAAGGAGUACACAUGAAACUCCAUGUCCUCCGCGCCGUCUGGUGUCAAUAUUCCAAACUCAAAUUGAGCUAAUCGUGAUUCUCAAAGGAGAAAAUCGCGAGCGAAAUCUAAAUCCCAAAAAAAAAGUAGGAGGGCCCAAUAUGUCCGCGAAAAUAAAAUUUGACAGUUACCCCCUUUUUCUAUGUUCGUACUCGAGCGGUACAGCUGUCUGUGUACACAACAAACCCCUCCAGGAGCGCCGAAAAAAUGACAUUCAUUUGAUUAGCCGUCAGAGAUCAAAGAAUUCUGCUUCGUAUCGAUUUAGCUGCGAAAAUAAUAUGACGUGUGAGAGAUAAGUUGUGAAAAUAUUGGGGGAUGAUAAAAAAAAGAAAGUUUACGUCAAUAUUCAUCAAGAUCGAAUCGAAUCAACGCGCACGAUGGGUGUGUGUGUGCGUGUGAAGUGGAAUCAAUUUUCCUCCCCCCGCUGUCAAGGUAACGCAAAUUCAGUUGUCAGUAUCGUCAGUCGGAUUGGCAACAGUGAAAAACACAAACAAACAAAAAAUAAAUUAAAAAGGACAAACCUCCUAAAUCGAGGCUGUGUAAAUAAUUUUUUAUCGCGCGACUUUUUCCUGACUGGAAGAAUGAAAGCUAAAGCAAAAAAGAGUUGUAAUCUAGGUUAAAUUGAAAGUUCUUUCCCUAGAGAUCCCAAUUAUACAGAAAGACAAAUAAAAAAUUUAGUGAGUAAAUGUAUUGAAAUGAUUCUCCAGAAGCCAACGUGUUAACCACUUUUCGUACGAUUGCAGCGGUAAUAAGUAUUGUUUCCAGUGAAUGUGCAACUGUUUUGUUCGUAUUUAAACAUCCUCAUUUUCCUUCUAUUAACUUAUUGACUAGAGCACACCAUCAGGUUGUACCAAUAUCUGUUGAAUCGAGAAUCGAAAAAAUGUACAGUUGAACACGAAGAAACUAUGUAAACAUGAGCUAAAAAUACCAAAAACAAGUAACUUUAAAUUCCACGAUUCCCCACUGUGUACACUUCUCGCGAAAUGUGUCUGUAAAAUGUGGACAGUGAAUCGGGGAAACAAUUUCAUAAUGUAGAUAGAUCCAAAGCCAUCUCUUCUACUCUGGAAGACCACUUGCAACUCGUUUACCAGCUCCUCCUAGAUCAAACAAAUUUACCGAUACCGAUCGAAUGUGUAGACUAUGAUGAAAAACUCUUUAAUUACCACCACUUUCAGUACCAGUUAAGCGGAACGAAUACUUAAAUUUUAUCUAGUCAAUGAUGAAACACAAACCACAAACAAAAACAACUCCGGAAGAAUACAAAAAAAAACCCAAAUCACUAAUGUUUGACUCUAAGUAGCUUCGAAGAUUACUAUAGUGUAAUUAGUAAUAAUUGAAACAACAACAAAAAAACAAAAAAACCAAAAAACAGAAAUCAAGAACAACAAAUUUAUGCCAACGAUUGAUUUAGCAACCGAGAAUACCAAAAUUUAUACUGAAAAAACAAAGCAGACAUACACGUACACAUACAAACACACUUUUAAUCGUUAAGAAGAUAAAAAGUAUUGAUUAUAGAAAAAAAAAACCAAAUUUCAUAGUAGUUAAUAACUCGACGAUCCCUUAAGAUAUGUAUAUCGUGAAAACAAUAAAUCUUGGUAGGCUACCAUUACACA
Messenger RNA from Toxorhynchites rutilus septentrionalis, 4901 nucleotides. RefSeq names its product pituitary homeobox homolog Ptx1 (gene Ptx1). Gene Ontology annotation, molecular function: RNA polymerase II cis-regulatory region sequence-specific DNA binding; DNA-binding transcription factor activity, RNA polymerase II-specific. Gene Ontology annotation, biological process: regulation of transcription by RNA polymerase II; anatomical structure morphogenesis. The record is from RefSeq and is a predicted model, not a curated record. The transcript is spliced from 5 exons. The coding region runs from base 1169 to 2584 and encodes 471 amino acids. Gene Ontology annotation, cellular component: nucleus. Lineage: Eukaryota; Metazoa; Arthropoda; Insecta; Diptera; Culicidae.